This is a messenger RNA of Merops nubicus (carmine bee-eater), 1037 nucleotides long. Its product is annotated as attractin-like. Gene Ontology annotation, cellular component: Golgi apparatus. Lineage: Eukaryota; Metazoa; Chordata; Aves; Coraciiformes; Meropidae. The annotation marks the transcript as partial. The transcript has 8 exons. The record is from RefSeq and is a predicted model, not a curated record.
CCAACCACAGCGCCAAGCAGUGCCGCACGCCCUGCGCCCUGCGGGCCGCCUGCGGGGAGUGCACCAGCGGCAGCUCGGAGUGCAUGUGGUGCAGCAACAUGAAGCAGUGCGUGGACUCCAACGCCUACGUGGCCUCCUUCCCCUACGGGCAGUGCAUGGAGUGGUACACCAUGAGCAGCUGUCCCCCUGAAAACUGCUCAGGCUACUGCACGUGUGCUCACUGUUUGGAGCAGCCUGGCUGUGGCUGGUGCACUGACCCCAGCAACACAGGCAAGGGGAAGUGCAUUGAAGGCUCCUACAGAGGUCCUGUGAAGAUGCCAACCCCAUCCACACCAGGGAAACCCAGCUUGGAGCCUGUCCUCAACGUCAGCAUGUGUCCUGUGGAGAACAACUACAACUGGUCCUUUAUCCAGUGUCCAGCCUGCCAGUGCAAUGGGCACAGUAAGUGUAUAAAUGAAAGCAUCUGUGAGAAGUGUGAGAACCUGACCACUGGCAAACACUGUGAAACUUGCAUCUCAGGCUACUAUGGGGACCCUACUAAUGGAGGAACUUGUCAGCCCUGCAAGUGCAACGGCCACGCCUCCGUCUGCAACACCAACACGGGGAAGUGCUUCUGCACCACCAAGGGCAUCAAGGGAGACGAGUGCCAACUGUGUGAAGUCGAAAAUAGGUAUCAGGGAAACCCACUUAAAGGAACGUGUUACUACACCCUUCUCAUCGACUACCAGUUCACCUUCAGCCUUUCUCAAGAGGAUGAUCGUUAUUACACAGCAAUCAACUUUGUGGCAACACCUGAAGAGCAAAACAGAGACCUGGACAUGUUUAUCAAUGCAUCUAAAAACUUCAACCUCAACAUUACUUGGGCCACGAGUUUUGCAGCUGGCACCCAGGCUGGGGAGGAAAUUCCAGUGGUUUCCAGAACCAAUAUAAAAGAAUACAAGGACAGCUUCUCCAAUGAGAAGUUUGAUUUCCGCAACAAUCCGAACAUCACCUUCUUCGUUUAUGUCAGCAAUUUCACCUGGCCCAUAAAAAUACAG